Lethenteron reissneri (Far Eastern brook lamprey) is the source of this 2438-nucleotide messenger RNA. RefSeq names its product signal peptidase complex subunit 3-like. Lineage: Eukaryota; Metazoa; Chordata; Hyperoartia; Petromyzontiformes; Petromyzontidae. The record is from RefSeq and is a predicted model, not a curated record. Gene Ontology annotation, cellular component: signal peptidase complex; membrane. Gene Ontology annotation, biological process: protein targeting to ER.
GAUUCGAUCCACAGGCGCGUGGAAUCUGCAGGGAUUCCUCUUUGCUCUGACAUCGGGGUCUGUCCUCCACUCAACUGCACGGGCCGAGAGACACAGACAGACACAGGCAGACAGACAGGCAGAGACACACAGAGACACACACAGACAGACAGAGCACCGCAGGGAUGAACACGCUACUAUCACGGCUGAACGCGCUCUUUGCGUUCACGCUCACCGUCAUGGCGAGCGUGACGUUGCUCUGCUUCGCCAGCACCGCCUACCGCCAGCAGCAGCCGCUGCCCCAGCCGCUCGGCAUCGCCAUCACGUCCGUUCUCGUGAAGAACGUGGAGGACUUCACGGGGCCGCGGGACAAGAGCGACCUCGGCUUCGUCACCUUCGACCUGAAGGCCGAUAUCCUUCCGCUCUUCAACUGGAACGUGAAACAGCUGUUCCUGUACGUGACGGCCGAGUACACCACGGCGGCCAACGCAGUGAACCAGGUGGUGCUGUGGGAUCGCAUCGUGCUGCGGGGUGAGAACGCCUCGCUGCACUACCACAGCCUGCGCUCCAAGUACUUCUUCUUUGACGACGGCAACGGGCUGCGGGGUAACCCCAAGGUGUCUCUGUCCCUGUCGUGGAACGUGAUCCCCAACGCCGGAGUUCUGCCGCUGCUGUCGGGCACUGGGGCCUCGUCGGUGCGAUUCCCAGACAGCUACGAGACCACCAAGACCUACUGAGCCACAAGCUACUCACCACCACUCACCACCACUCACCACCACCACGCUCACCACACACAGAGACCACCAAGACAUACUGAGCCACAAGCUACUCACCACCACCGCUCACCACGCUCACCACCACGCUCACCACCACGCUCACCACACUCACCACACACAGAGACCACCAAGACAUACUGAGCCACAAGAUCCUCACCACCACUUACCACCACGCUCACCACCACCGCUCACCACGCUCACCACGCUCACCACCACCACCACCACGCCCACCACUCUCCAGACACAAACCAAGAACUACUGGCGAUCAUUCACUACGUAAACCACACUCACCACACACAGACCUGUAGACUCACCACACACAGACCUAUAGACUCACCACACAGAGACCUCGACUCAUCACACAGAGACUCACAGACUCGCCACACCAGAGAGCCAUAGACUCACACAGAAACCCAUAGACUCAGUACACAGAGACCCACAGACUCACAAGGAGACCCCGAGCCUCACACAGAGACCCACAGACUCACACAGAGACCCACAGACUCACACAGAGACCCGCAGACUCACCACACAGAGAGCCACAGACACACAGAGAGACCCGCAGACUCACACAGAGACCCACAGACUCACACAGAGACCAACAGACUCACACAGAGACCCGCAGACUCACACAGAGACCCGCAGACUCACACAGAGACCCACAGACUCACACAGAGACCCACAGACUCACAGAGACCCGCAGACUCACACAGAGACCCACAGACUCACACAGAGACCCACAGACUCACACAGAGACCCACAGACACACACAGAGACCCACAGACACACACAGAGACCCACAGACACACACAGAGACCCGCAGACUCACACAGAGACCCACAGACUCACCACACGGAGAGCCACAGACACACACAGAGACCCGCAGACUCACAGAGACCCACAGACUCACAGAGACCCGCAGACUCACACAGAGACCCACAAACACACACAGAGACCCACAGACUCACCACACGGAGAGCCACAGACUCACCACACGGAGAGCCACAGACUCACACAGAGACCCGCAGACUCACACAGAGACCCACAGACUCACACAGAGACCAACAGAAAUAACACGAACACAGAUUAUUCGGUGAUAGUGCCGUUGGCAGCAGUGCAUGAAGCACAUUUUUCAAAAAAAAGAACUCAACUCUUCCGUCAGUAGCGCUGUGCUGUGCACGCAGACUUCAAAUUAAAUAUCUAUUCAUGAGGCAACGUUUCUAGCAAUAGCCAGCGAUCUAAAACUAAACUACGUUUGGCAUCACACACAGCAGGCUUUCAAGACCCAAUAUUAUCCACGAGAGAGGUUUUUGGUUGGUGAGAUCGCGUUAAUAUGUGUCGUUAAAUACGCCACCACCACCCAGAUUUGCACGGUCGUAAGCGCGCAAGCAAGCAAGCGAGCGAACUUAAUAUAAAGGAUUUUUUAAAAAAUCGAUCUGCAGUGGCGUCGUCAUCGUAGUAAACCAGACACUGGGCCGUCCAUUAUAUUUGAAUGCCGCACGAACUGGCGGUUGUGGCGUUAUCGGCGGAUGUGUUGAGUUCCAUUUUUUUAGAAUAAGUAAGCGAAUAGAAACGUGGAACAACGAAAAAACUGCUGCGUCCGGGGAGAAAUCAAAAGCGCGCACACGCACACGUCAACAAGUGUUGAAAUAAAAAUACAUUUCCUCCGUAAGGAAAAAGUUU